This is a messenger RNA of Eriocheir sinensis (Chinese mitten crab), 4270 nucleotides long. RefSeq names its product coatomer subunit alpha-like (gene alphaCOP). NCBI's taxonomy places the organism in Eukaryota, Metazoa, Arthropoda, Malacostraca, Decapoda, Varunidae. Gene Ontology annotation, cellular component: COPI vesicle coat. Gene Ontology annotation, biological process: intra-Golgi vesicle-mediated transport; intracellular protein transport; endoplasmic reticulum to Golgi vesicle-mediated transport. Gene Ontology annotation, molecular function: protein binding; structural molecule activity. The record is from RefSeq and is a predicted model, not a curated record. Bases 165 to 3851 code for a protein of 1228 amino acids. The transcript is spliced from 22 exons.
UGGCUACCUAUGUCUGAUGCUGUAGUAGUGGCUGGAAGAAGUAAUUAAGUGUCAGACAGAGUCGUCCACGUCACUGGUCAACACGGCGGCCGGGCGGGUGGCUCUUGCUUUAUCCGGAAAGUCUCGCUUUUAUCUGCUGCCACGCCAGAAUACAGUGAAGAAGAAUGUUGAAUAAGUUUGAGACCAAGAGUGCUCGCGUGAAGGGCCUCUCCUUCCACCCCAAACGACCAUGGGUGUUGGCAAGUCUUCACAGCGGCAUCAUCCAGCUUUGGGACUAUCGGAUGUGCACGCUGGUGGACAAGUUUGACGAGCAUGAGGGUCCUGUCCGUGCCGUGUGCUUCCACCAGCAGCAGCCUCUCUUCGUGUCCGGUGGGGACGACUACAAAAUCAAGGUGUGGAACUACAAGUUACGGAGGUGCCUUUUCACCCUGUCGGGUCACCUGGAUUACAUCCGUACCACUGAGUUCCACCAGGAGUACCCAUGGAUCCUCUCAGCCUCAGACGACCAGACCAUCCGCAUCUGGAACUGGCAGAGUCGCUCCUGCGUGGCCAUUCUUACUGGCCACAACCACUACGUGAUGUGUGCACGUUUCCACCCUUCCCAGGACCUUGUUGUAUCUGCCUCCCUUGAUCUGACAGUUCGUGUGUGGGACAUCUCAGGUAUUCCCGGCAAACCUGGAGGUCUGCGUAAGAAGAAUGUUUCUCCAGGCAUGGGCGGACUGGUAGGCGGGAAUGACCCCCACACCCGCAACCCAGAGCUUUUCAGCACUGGGGAUGCCACUGUGCGCCACGUGCUGGAAGGCCAUGACAGGGGAGUCAACUGGGCUGCCUUCCAUCCCACUCUGCCUCUCAUCAUCUCGGGCUCAGAUGACAGGCAGGUCAAGCUCUGGAGGAUGAAUGAAAGCAAGGCCUGGGAGGUGGACUCUUGCCGUGGACACUACAACAAUGUGUCGUGUGUCAUGUUCCAUCCAAGGCAGGAACUGAUCCUCUCCAACUCAGAAGAUAAGUCCAUCAGAGUCUGGGACAUGGGCAAGCGCAUCUGCCUCCACACCCACCGACGCGAGCAUGACCGCUUCUGGGUCCUGGCUGCUCACCCUACUCUCAAUCUCUUUGCUGCUGGCCAUGACAGUGGAAUGAUAAUCUUCAAGCUUGAGCGAGAAAGGCCAGCAUACGCCCAGCACGGUAACCUCCUGUACUAUGUGAAAGAACGCUUCCUUCGCCGCCUUGACCUCACUAAGAACAAGGAUGUGGCAGUGAUGCAGCUGCGUGCAGGCUCCCGCUCCCCUGUCUACAGUAUGUCAUUCAAUCCAGCUGAGCAUGCCAUCCUGCUCAAUACCCGCACCCACAACAACCUGGACAACAGCACCUAUGACCUUUACCAGAUCCCUAAAGACUCAGACCCACAGAACCCUGACACUCCUGAUUCCAAGCGCUCAGCUGGUCUCACUUCUGUUUGGGUGGCCAGGAACAGGUUUGCUGUCAUGGAUAAAAGCCAUCAGCUGGUGAUCAAGAACAUGCAGAAUGAGGUGACCAAGAAGGUGACAACACAGCCCUGUGAUGAGAUCUUUUACGCUGGCACUGGCAUGCUGCUGCUGCGUGACAGUGAUGGAGUCUCACUGUUUGAUGUUCAGCAGAAGAGGGUGUUGGGAACGGCACGCAUUGCCAAGUGUCGCUAUGUGGUGUGGUCUGGUAACAUGACCACAGUGGCACUGCUCUCCAAGCACACCAUCCUCAUCUGCAACCGCAAACUGGAGCGCCUGUGUUCCAUCACUGAGACAAACCGUGUCAAGUCUGGCUCCUGGGAUGACAGUGGAGUGUUUGUGUAUACAACCAGCAACCACAUCAAGUAUGCCCUGACCAAUGGUGACCAUGGCAUCAUCCGCACUCUGGAGCUGCCUGUCUAUGUGACCCGAGUGUCUGGCAGCUCUGUGUACUGCCUUGACAGACAGGCCACCCCUCGGGUCCUUACCAUUGACCCCACAGAAUUCCGCUUCAAGUUGGCCCUUGUCCAGCGGAAAUAUGAUGAGGUUCUACAGAUGGUGCGUGGAGCCAAGCUGGUGGGUCAGUCCAUUAUUGCUUAUCUGCAGAAGAAGGGUUAUCCUGAAGUGGCCCUCCACUUUGUGAAGGAUGAACGCACACGAUUCCUGCUUGCUCUUGAAUGUGGCAAUAUUGAUGUAGCUUUGGAUGCAGCCAAGGCUCUGGAUGAUAAAGGCUGCUGGGAAAAACUGGCAGAACAUGCCCUUCUUCAUGGCAACCAUCCUGUGGUGGAAUACUGCUACCAGCAGACCAAGAACUAUGACAAGCUCUCCUUCCUGUACCUCAUCACUGGUAAUUUGGCCAAGCUGCGCCGUAUGAUGAAGAUCAAUGAGAUCCGCAAAGACUAUGAAGGCUGGUACACCAAUGCCCUUUACCUAGGUGAUGUGCCAGAGCGCACUCGGGUCUUGAAGGCCUGUGGCAAAACUUCUCUAGCCUUGCUAACAGCCACAACCCAUGGAUUCACACAGGAGGCAGAGAAUCUAGCUGCCCAUGUGGAGGGGGGUGUCAUGUAUGAACCCCUUCCUAAUGCACAGCUCUUGCAGCCUCCUGUCCCAGUCUACCCAAGUGAUACAGCUUGGCCCCUUCUCACAGUGGCUAAGGGCUUCUUUGAUAAUGCAGUGGGCACUGGAAAGGGUGCCACUGCUGCAUCAGCCAUGGCUAUGUCUGUUGAUGACACUGGUGAUAUUGCUGGAGAUGGAUGGGGAGAUGAGGAUGAGGAAGAAGGGGAUGUGGAGCUUGCUGUUGAUGGGGGUGAGGGUGAGGGUGGUGGCUGGGAGGUGGAGGAUGAUCUGGACCUUCCACCUGAACUGGAAGGUAUCAGUACAGCUGGUGCUGGCACUGAUGGUGAGGAUGGUUACUUUGUGCCACCCCCCCGCGGCCACCCACCCACCCAUGGCUGGACCCAGCGUAGCCAGCUUGCCCUGGACCAUGUGUUAGCUGGAGCCUUUGAGUCUGCCACACGACUUCUACAUGACCAGGUUGGUGUGGUGAACUUUGAACCUUACCGCUCCCUCUUCCUGUCAUCCUAUGCUCACUGCCGCACAAGUUACUCUGGAGCCCCAGGGAUGCCUUCGCUGUUCUCCUACCCAGCACGCAACUGGCGCACUGCCACCCAUAAAGAUCACCUUCCAGCCUUGGGUCUUAAGCUGUCAAGUCUCAUGGACAGAUUAAAGGAAGCUUCCCAGCUCACCACUGCAGCCAAGUUUACUGAAGCUGUGGACAAGCUCAGAGGAAUCCUGUUGGCCAUCCCAUUACUUGUGGUAGAGACUAAACAGGAGGUGAGUGAGGCACAAAACUUGCUGCGAGUGUGCAAGGAGUAUGUGGUGGGCAUCAGCAUGGAGUUGUACCGCAAGGGUUUGGGCAAGUCCACCCCUGAAGAACAGUGCCGGUCGAUGGAGCUGGCAGCUUACUUCACACACUGUGAGCUGCAACCAGGACACCAAAUCCUCACUCUCAGGACAGCUGUCAACCUUGCCUUUAAAAUGAAAAACUACAAAAUGGCCAUGAGCUUUGGACGUCGCCUCCUCAACUUGGGCCCCAGACCAGAAGUGGCCCAGAACAUCAGAAAGGUGGUUCAGGUUUGUGAAAAGAACCCUGUGGAUGAGGUCACUCUGCAGUAUGAUGAACACAACCCUUUCACCAUGUGUGCUAGUUCCUAUGUACCAAUCUACCGAGGCAAGCCUGAGGUCCAGUGUCCCCUGUGUGGCGCCUCCUACCUACCAGAGCAUCGUGGCAUCACCUGCACCAUCUGUACUGUGGCCCAAGUAGGGAAAGACUGUGUGGGCCUCAGAAUAUCACCACUGCAGUUCCGCUAGACCAAUCUGAAGAAUAGUUUUGUGCCAUUGGUUGGUCUGCUGGAGUUAAAAGCACUAAAUAAUGAGUUGAUGCACUUAAUAAGAAAUUCCAAACUUUAAUCAUAUACUUGGGAAUUCACAUUUCUGACUAUAUAAUGCUUGUCUGCAUCUAUUGAAGAUUACUGGUGAUACAGAUACAGAGACGUCUCUUAUCUGUUGUCUUAUUUGUGAAACCUAAAAUGGGGUUUCUUGAGGCAAGUCUCAUUUAUUGAAGCACAUGUCUUACUGAAAUGGAUUCAUCAUUUAUUGUUCUUAAAGCAUAAAGUUAUACAGAGUACUUUAAUUUUAAAGUGGGUAUGAUUUAGUCAUUAAGUUUAUAGUUUGUUGUUAUUCUGAGUAAUACAUAGAUUAUUUAUAUGAAAUAAAGAUAACCAAAAUUC